AUGUAUAUAGCGACUACUGAAGAAGACACGCCCGAAGAUCAUUCUUGGAAACUGAAUUUUGAUAGAGCAUCAAAUGCCGUUGGUAACGGAGUUGGGGCAGUCUUGAUAUCCCCAAACGGAGAUCAUUAUCCAUUCACUUGUAAGUUGGAUUUUGACUACACAAAUAAUAUGGCAGAAUAUGAAGCAUGUAUCAUGGGAAUUCGAGUAGCCAUAGACCGCAAAAUCAAGGUGCUAGAGGUAUAUGGAGACUCUGCAUUGUUUGAUGACAUCAACUUCUUUUAUCUCCCACGUGAUGAAAACCAGAUGGCCGAUGCCCUGGCUACAUUAGCUUCUAUGAUCAGAAUAAAUGAACAAGAGGAUAUGAAGCCAAUCCAGAUGAGUAUUUGUGAGUCUCCAGCUCAUUGCUACAAUAUAGAUGAAGAAGAGGGGAGAGAUGGUCAUCCUUGGUAUCAUGACAUUCUAAAAUAUGUAAAGAAUCGUGAAUACCCAGAGCAAGCAACUGAAAAUGACAAGAGAACAUUGAUAAGGCUCACUAAUGACUAUGUCUUAGAUGGGGAGAUCUUGUAUAAAAGGAGGAAGGAUCAGGUGUUGUUAAGAUGCAUUGAUGCUGUCGAAGCGAAGAAAAUCCUAGAAGAAGUCCAUGAGGGUGUCUGUGGGAUGCAUGCUAAUGGUUUUACAAUGGCCCGACAAAUCAUGAGAUUCGGGUAUUACUGGACCACGAUGGAGGGAGAUUGCAUCCGUUAA
This is a messenger RNA of Gossypium arboreum, 744 nucleotides long. RefSeq lists its product as uncharacterized. Lineage: Eukaryota; Viridiplantae; Streptophyta; Magnoliopsida; Malvales; Malvaceae. Gene Ontology annotation, molecular function: RNA-DNA hybrid ribonuclease activity; nucleic acid binding. The coding region runs from base 1 to 744 and encodes 247 amino acids. The transcript is spliced from 2 exons. The record is from RefSeq and is a predicted model, not a curated record.